UUGGUUAUCCAGAAUGUUGAACGAAUUGGUCAGAAUCCGGUCGCAGGUGGUGGGUUUGCGGAUGUAUGGCGCGGAACUAUGAAUGGAAAAGCUGUGUGUUUGAAGGUCCUCCGCCUCGUUACUGAACAGGAUGAAGGGGCUCGCGCCACGCGAUUCUGCCGCGAGGCUUUGGUAUGGCGACAACUCAAGCAUCCUCAUAUUCUUCCUUUAUUGGGCGUAAACAUGGAAUUAUUCCUUCCUUCGUUUUGUCUCAUAUCUCCGUGGAUGGAGAAUAAAGAUAUCAUCACAUAUCUAAGAAAGAAUCCUGAUCAUGAUUUAUAUCGCGCUCUGAUUGAUAUCGCAGCAGGGAUGUGUUAUUUGCAUUCAAGAGACCCACCAAUUGUUCAUGGUGAUAUUCGUGGGGCCAAUAUUCUUGUUACAAACGAUGGUCGUUGCUGUCUCGCGGAUUUCGGUUUGGCCUUAGUUACUUCCGAAUCUGUUACUCAAGUAUGGUCCAUCACAUCAUCGGGAACUACCAAGGGUGCGUUACGUUGGAUGGCUCCAGAAUAUCUCGAGUCCGAUGGAUUAGCACCAACUCCAAUCCACUCUUCAAGAGAUGUAUAUGCAUUUGGCUGUACAGUGGUUGAAAUUAUAACUCGAAACAUACCUUUUCAUAACUGCAAGACCGAGUAUACGGUAUUCUGUAGUCUUAUGAAAGGUGAACGACCGGGUCGGCCUAUAUCAAAUGAAUGGUGUACAGAUAAUCUCUGGGAGCUUGUGUCUCGCUGCUGGGCACAGGAUGCUCGGGAACGGCCUUCCUCAAAUGAAAUUUCCAAUGUGCUGUACAGAGAAUUAGAAUCAAAACAUCGACGAGAACGGGAAGAUGUACAGAGGAAAGUCCAGCACCUGGUUAAACGAAUUCAGAGGAAGAAGAAGGGAUCUGGAAAAUAUGUAGGAAAUGGAAGCUAUGGGAGAGAUUCAGCGAAAAUUAAAUUACUUGGUGGGUUAGUGCAUUGGAGGAUACAUCCAAGGAAAAAGGAAUUGUAG
Molecule: messenger RNA, 1026 nt
Organism: Lentinula edodes (shiitake mushroom)
Lineage: Eukaryota; Fungi; Basidiomycota; Agaricomycetes; Agaricales; Omphalotaceae
Product: kinase-like domain-containing protein
Exons: 6
Biological process (GO): protein phosphorylation
Molecular function (GO): protein kinase activity; ATP binding
Source: RefSeq, a predicted model, not a curated record